AUGCCGAAAUUUAAGAUAACGCUCGAUAUUCCUACAAAAGAACCAGCGGAAGGAGCAGCUUCGCCCUCGCCAACCCCUAAAUUAUCAGGUCGAAUCAUCACUUCCUCCCCGUUGGGAACGAGAGCUACUACUACCCCGCGGUCAUCACAAACCAAAUCAGAAAUGACCAACGAACUGAGAAAAUUAUGCAAGCCGAACGAUUACUCAGUUGAAUCCUUACUCAAUCGGAAGGGCGAGGGUCAGGCCCCUUUCAGUCAAGCUACAAUGACAAAUUGGCGUAAAAAAACGAUGGAGCGAUUUGACCAGAUAGAAGAAAUAAACGAGAAUCUCAGACGGGCUUGUCUCCAGGAGAAGGCUGAUAAGAAUUCUGGACCAUCUCCAAGAAACAAAGGAAGGCUUCCAUCGAUCCCAGAGGAAGAAACACUUGAUCAUCAUAGUUCUCCUGUAGGCACAGCCUCAUCGGUUAUAAGCUACAAGAAGAAUUUGUCUGUAGUUAGCGCAAACCCCUCUAAUCGAGGGUCUGGAUGCGAAAACCCUUCAAGUGACAUGAAGACCGAGAAUCCGCGUUCAGGUAGUUUAAGAAGUAACGGUAGAAGCAGAAUACCAACGACCUAUGAUUUUCAUGGAAAUGUCCAACAACAUCAGCCGGUUAGCUCAACAAUCGGAAGAAAAUUCCCAGCGACUUACGAUCAGCAUGGCAAUGUACAGCAUAUCCUUUCACAUGGCUCUCAAGCUGGAAGUAGAAUCCCACUCACACAUGACCAAUCUUCUUCCUCUCGCGCUGGGAGUUCUCGACACACCAGUUCACAGAGUUCUCAGUAUACGCCUUCUCAAGGCUCCAGUUCUCACUAUCCCCGGUCAGAAAGUACUUCCCACUGUGGUCAGUCAGAAAGUUCCCGCUACUCUUCAGAUCCAGAUCCUUCGCGCAGUUCCCGGUACACUUCCCUAAGUGGUUCAGAGUAUACUCCAAGUGGUUCAGAGUAUACUCCUUCGGAAAGUUCUCGUGGAGACUCUCUAUCAAGUUCUCGAUAUACUACCGCAGAGAGUUCUCGACAUAACAGUAAGCCUCCAGAAAGCUCUUAUUAUACACCUUCAGAAGGCUCUCGUUCAUCUCGUAGACCCCCUUCUUCAAGCUCCCGAUAUACUAGUUUGGAAGUUUCUCAACAGACCAUCACACCUUCGGAUAGUGCUUCUAAUUAUGGGCGCUCUGAAAUUUCUCGCGCAUCCCAUAGAGCCUCUUCCUCGAGUGCUCAAUACACGACUACGGAAAGUUCCCGACGUAGCAGCCGACCACCUUCAAGUUCUUGUUACACGCCUCCAGAAAGUUCUCGUGCAUCUCGCAAAACACCACCUUCAAGUUCCUCGGGUUCAAGAGCUACAUACGGCAGCUCCACUCCGGCUCCUCCUGGCUCUGUGACUGGUUCCCACAAGAACGCCAGAAGAUAUGGAGAUAAACCUUUUGGAACUGCGGAGAGCCGCCGUUUCGAGGACCCUUAUGGAACCGACGCAACCCAGCCAUCUUCAUCGAGUAGAUCACAUCACAGCAGCAGUAGUAGACGGCAUUAG
This is a messenger RNA of Orbilia oligospora ATCC 24927, 1566 nucleotides long. RefSeq lists its product as uncharacterized. The transcript has a single exon. NCBI's taxonomy places the organism in Eukaryota, Fungi, Ascomycota, Orbiliomycetes, Orbiliales, Orbiliaceae. The record is from RefSeq and is a predicted model, not a curated record. The coding region runs from base 1 to 1566 and encodes 521 amino acids.